AUAUCCUCUCAGAUACGAGUAGUAAAGUAAGCUUGCAGUAAAUCCCAAAUACAGUAAACUUGCACUACUUGCAGAGUUGCAGGUGCUUAAGCAAGGUUUGCUUCUUUUCUUUACUUUCUAGAAAACAUUUCACGGGAUAUCUGUGAAACAGAGAGAAGAACAAGAAAAGUGAGAAAGGUAGAAGAAGAAGGAGAAAUCAAAGAAAAAUAUGAUGAAGAUUGAGAAGAAGAGUCUAAUAAUCUGCAUAGUUGUGGGUUUUUUAGGGCUUCUUGCAGCUGUUCUUGGUUUCGCUGCUGAGGGUAAAAGAAUCAGAGCUUCCCAAGUUAAUGAAAUUCAACCUGGUAUAUGUGCUUACCCAAGGAGUCCAGCUUAUGGGCUAGGGACAAGUGCAGCGGUUGCCCUUCUAGCUGCUCAAGUUAUUGUUAAUGUUGCAAGCGGUUGUAUUUGUUGCCGACGAAAUCCCUAUACUUCAACUGCUCAUUGGACUCUUGCCCUUACUUGCUUUAUUAUAUCCUGGUUCACCUUUGUUGUAGCAUUUCUCCUACUCCUCGGUGGCGCAGCCCUCAAUGAUCAACACGGUGCUGAAAAUGCGUACUUUAGCUACUACUAUUGCUAUGUUGUCAAGCCUGGUGUCUUUGCAGUGGCUGCUGUGUUGUGCCUUGCAAGUGCUACCCUUGGCAUCUUGUAUUAUCUAACCAUUUCAUCUGGAAAGGACAAUCUAUUCGGAAACCCUGCUGCUCCCAAUCAGAGUGGCAUUGCUAUGGGCCAACCUGAGGUUCCCCCUACUUCUCAUAAUCCCGUGUUCGUGCAUGAAGAUACGUAUGUGAGGCGACAAUUCACCUGAGUAGUCAAUACGAAAUUAGCACCUUCUUUUUCUUCUGAGUCAGCUAGCCGUCCUUGACAGGCUGAAUUUUCCACGAGAAUGAUCAGGUUUUAGGAAUUUCUGUUUUCCCUCUAUUUUGGGAAAUUUCUAGUGCUCCCCACCCCUCCUUCAAAGAAUAUAUAGCUAGCUAUUGUAAAUACAUUUGGGGGUCUAUAUAAUGAUCAUUGAGCUGCUUCAUUAUCACUCGCAGCUGCUUGAAUAUUUGUCAAAGUUGCAGUAAGCUAUUUGUGACUCGUUUGAUCA
This is a messenger RNA of Chenopodium quinoa (quinoa), 1126 nucleotides long. RefSeq lists its product as uncharacterized. NCBI's taxonomy places the organism in Eukaryota, Viridiplantae, Streptophyta, Magnoliopsida, Caryophyllales, Amaranthaceae. The record is from RefSeq and is a predicted model, not a curated record. The transcript has 3 exons. Bases 209 to 844 code for a protein of 211 amino acids.